Trichophyton verrucosum HKI 0517 is the source of this 3474-nucleotide messenger RNA. RefSeq names its product ER membrane protein (Pkr1), putative. The coding region runs from base 1 to 3474 and encodes 1157 amino acids. The transcript is spliced from 4 exons. NCBI's taxonomy places the organism in Eukaryota, Fungi, Ascomycota, Eurotiomycetes, Onygenales, Arthrodermataceae. The record is from RefSeq and is a predicted model, not a curated record. Gene Ontology annotation, molecular function: GTP binding; translation elongation factor activity; GTPase activity. Gene Ontology annotation, biological process: translational elongation; vacuolar proton-transporting V-type ATPase complex assembly.
AUGGCGUCGAUAUUUACAUUCGAUCCUGACCUUCCCCGGGUUUCAUCUCCAUGGUCCAGCUCUGGAGCAACAACGCCACGACAUCAAAAAGGUGGCCAGAAUAGUUCCUGUGGGCCAAGCCCCAUUGACACAAGUGACCCUGGAUUUCUCGAGGCGUGUGGCAUCAAGAAACUGGAACCAGAGCCUCAAGAUGGGCCUACAGAGUAUAAACUACAUUUACUCUUACGCCCUAGGCGGCCUUUCGUUUCGCUGUCUUCGGGGGCUCAGGUCUCAGGCUCACAUCAUUCAAAAUCCCAUGGCAACAGUGUUGCGGAAAGGGACGUUUCUGAGUCCCCUGAGCCGGCUUCACGAGGUGCUCAGUCAUCUUCAAAUUCACCAAGACAGGCUCGACUAUGUCAGCUUACCACCCAGUUGCUGUGGAGGCUGCAGCAGUCCUCACCAUUUCAUUCAUCCUCCACUGCCAAUCUAGUGCUCCCUGCCCUUCCGGAGGCAACCGAGUCUCUAAAUGUACCUAGUACGUUAUCCCCGCUGCUACCGGGCCUCGAGGAAAGUCAGGGAGCGUUAUAUGAAAUUGGCGUCACCGAUGACGGCACCUUUGCGGGUUUAGCGGAAGAUGAACUGGAUGAGAGUCUUGUCAACCUUCAAGCUAUGGCUGCAAGCUUGGGCUGUCGAGUUGAGGUCCUCCGCCGUGUUGCAGUUGGGUACUGUGAAUGGGUGGAGAAAGACGGCUUGUCUACCCGAACCGAGAAACUUUGGGUAGCAGAGGCCUUGGUCAGCCCUGAUUUGAAGCAGUGUCGCUCUCAGGUAUUAACAGGCGAUCCGUCCGGGCGUUGGAAAGAAAAUGGUGGCAGGUCGUCUAUGACACAGCAGCCAGUUUUGACUGAACAGCUUAAUGUGGCAAUUGCAGGGGCAUCAGGAUCUGGAAAAUCCUCUCUUCUUGGAAUACUAUCUACCUCUGCACUCGAUAAUGGGCGUGGAAAAAGCAGGCUAAGCCUUCUCCGACACCGACAUGAGAUUGCAUCUGGUGUCACAAGCUCCAUUGCACAGGAGAUGAUCGGGUAUCCAGCUCCAGUAAAUGAUGACAAACAGGUAACUGCCUCCUCGGAUGUCAUAAAUUAUGCAUCUGGAAACAUAAAUUCGUGGGAUGACAUUCAUGUUUCUGCACGUGGUGGUGGACGUGUUGUCUUCCUGUCAGACCUUCCUGGGUCUCUGAGGUAUGUAAAGUCGACGCUCAGAGGACUAAUGAGCCUCAGGCCGCAUUACGUGCUUCUCUGUGUCCCUGCAAACAACCCUGAGGACCCUGGGUCCAUUAUACCACCUGAAGUAGGCAUGUCACUGGCCUACCUUGAGUUAUGCGUUAAGCUAGAAAUUCCUGUUGUCGUGGUAGUAACCAAGCUCGACAGCGCAACCAGGUCCAGUAUUCGACAGACUCUAGCUCAGGUACUCUCUGCCAUUAAGUCAGCCGGCCGUAAGCCUGUGAUGCUUCCUGUUCCUGGAGAAGUGAACGAGCAAGACUUAGACCUUAGCAAUAUCUCUCCAGGUGACCGCAAGGACGCUAAUGCUGCUAUUAACUCCAUGGGUGGUGACUGUUUAGAUGACAUUCCGAUUAUUAUCACCAGUGCAGUCACGGGCGCUGGCGUCGGGAAAUUGCACGCCUUAUUACAGACGCUCCGCAUGCCUACUCCAGAGAAAAUCUCACCCCCUGUUAAGAAGUCCAAUGAAGACGACGAUGAACAGCCGAAGUCUCUUUUUGAUAUCAGUGAAGUGUUUGAGAUGCCACUCUUCAAAGUAUACUCUCUUUCGAGUGAGGGACAGCGGCAAAAUGAUCGAGGUAUAGUUCUCUGUGGCCGUGUUCGCCGUGGGGCUAUAUCUAUUGGAGACCGUCUCGUUGUAGGACCAAUCAUCCCUGAGUCUCGUUCUCACGAACCAACCCAUACACCACCACGAGCGAAAGCAGCAUAUAGCAAGUCACUUCCUGAUUCUCUGCCUUCUUCUCGUUUUCGGAAGUUUACUGGAGACAGUCUUGAAGCACAGUCUCAAACACAUGCAGUUUGGAAACAAGUCCGGGUUGUUAGUGUACGUAACCUGAGACUUCCCGUCAAAGCUCUCUUUGAACAUCAAAUUGGCACCAUCGGAGUUGACUUUGUUGACUCUUCACUUUCAACGUCGCUCGGACGAAUGCGUAAGGGCAUGGUGCUUGCGGAUUUUAACUGUGGGUAUCUAUCAAACUCGCUGCUUUCUUCGCAGCGACUUUCUACCUCCGCACCGCCCUUUCAUUCUGGUUUCAUUGCUCGAUUCCAUGCAUCCGACUUCUCAGCGUCUCCUCCUGUUCUGGUUUCAGGAAGCACCUCGGUGGUAUACAUCGAAAGUAUUCGGGCUGCUGCCCGAGUAAUACUGGUCGAACAGACACGACCGCAUAUUUCCCCUUCCCAUGGGAUUGAACCAGAAAUUUUCAUGCUUGACGCUGCUGACCACCAUAAUACUGAACGUUGCCAUGGGGAUGAUGAGAUCAGCGUUACUUUCUCUCUCACAACCUCAGUCGAGUGGCUUGAGGUGGGAUCGCUUGUGCUUGCAGUUCCAGUGCUCCCGGCCUCAACGGCCUCGUUGGCAGAAUUUGCGAAGUCCUUCAUGUUUGAUAUAUUUGACUAUCUGGCCCCCAGCUGCCUCCCUUACGCCCGAACGCAGCAGCUACCAACUUCUCAAGGGCACAUUCAUAUAUCAUCCGGCCUGGAUAAAGCACCUGUCCUGACUGAAGCCCGCCUCGAUUCUACAACCUCUGCACGCGCCGAAAGCUUCGACCAGCAAUAUCCAGAUAAUAUACUACAAGUUCCUUGCGAUACGUUUGAGAUACAUAAGCGGACGUCAGCGCGAGCCCUCAUGGCGGAGUUUUUCCAGGAGCUGUUCUCCAGCAUCUUCACCCCCGGAGCAACGCCCACCCUCCUCCUCGCUACUAAUGCUACCUUCGCCGCUCUCCAAGUCGUCUUCUUCGUUCUACUCGUGGCUACCUACAGCAUCCACUUCCUCAUCCUCUCCUGCAUCAGUGGCGCAUUAUGGUACUCGAUAAAUUGGUUUGCGGACGAGGUGAAGGCGGAGAAUGAACGGCAGAAGAAGCUCGCAGAGGGCAAGGAGAAAGAUGAUAGGGGAUCUUCGACAGAUCUCAGUAGUUUACGUGUGAAGAAGGAGGCCUCGCCUGUCGCCCGUUUAUCGGGAGCGAUGUCCGAUUCAGCUGAGAGCGGAACUGAGACGGAGAGCAUACGUGCUGGUCAUAUUGGAACCCCAAAAGUAUCGGGCGCCUCUCCGUUGAGCGGUGGUGCUACUGCGAGGCGGACUACACCCUCUGCGUCGGGCGUACAGGUGACGUUGACGCCAGAGAGUAGUAUGGACGAGCUCACGCUACGAAAGCCAUCUGGGGAUAGCUCUGGAUACAUCAGUACCGACAGCGAAUGGGAAAAGGUCGACGAUAAAGAUCGGUAA